UGUCGAGCGCCGAGCAGCCGAGGGAGGUGGUGUCCGCUACGGUGUGAGAAACCGCGGAGGCCCAGAGCGGAGGGCUGGACAGUCCUGCGAGCCCGCGAAAGUCCGACCCGGUUUCUCUUGCUCCAGAGAGGAAUCCUCAUCCAGGGCCAUCAUGCCACUUCCCCAUCAUCUGUGUGCUGCUUGGUUAAGCUGAUGCUGCGGAAGCCCUGUUCCUUGUGGAGGAAUCAAGCUGACUCUUGGCAUGAGGCCCCUGCAUUGUGGGGGUUGAGAGGGAUACUCCCAUGGCUUCUCUGGAUGACCCAGGGGAAGUGCGGGAGGGCUUCCUCUGCCCUUUGUGCCUAAAGGACCUGCAAUCUUUCUAUCAGCUUCAGUCACAUUAUGAGGAAGAACACUCCGGGGAAGACCAUGAUGUCAAAAGUCAAAUUAAAAGUCUUGUCCAGAAGGCUAAAAAAGCAAAGAACAGGCUGUUGAAACGAGAAGGAGAUGACCGAGCAGAUUCAGGGACCCAAGGAUAUGAGUCUUUCAGUUAUGGAGGGGUUGAUCCUUACAUGUGGGAACCCCAGGAGCUUGGUGCUGUGAGAAGUCAUCUCUCUGACUUCAAAAAACACCGAGCUGCCAGGAUUGACCACUAUGUUGUUGAAGUCAAUAAAUUAAUAAUUAGGUUGGAGAAGCUCACUGCAUUUGACAGAACAAAUACCGAGUCGGCUAAGAUCCGAGCAAUAGAAAAGUCUGUGGUGCCUUGGGUCAAUGACCAGGAUGUCCCUUUUUGUCCGGACUGUGGGAAUAAGUUUAGCAUCCGCAACCGCCGCCACCACUGCCGCCUCUGUGGGUCUAUUAUGUGCAAGAAAUGUAUGGAGCUCAUCAGCCUUCCCCUGGCAAAUAAGCUUACCAGUGCCAGCAAGGAUUCCCUGAGUUCCCAUACAAGCCCCAGCCAGUCACCCAACAGUGUCCAUGGCUCCCGCCGGGGCAGCAUCAGCAGUGUGAGCAGUGUAAGUUCUGUCCUGGAUGAGAAGGAUGAUGACCGGAUCCGCUGCUGUACACAUUGCAAGGACACACUGCUCAAGAGAGAGCAGCAGAUUGAUGAGAAGGAGCACACCCCCGACAUUGUGAAGCUCUAUGAGAAAUUACGACUUUGCAUGGAGAAAGUUGACCAAAAAGCUCCUGAAUACAUCAGGAUGGCAACAUCAUUAAAUGCUGGAGAGACAACCUACAGUCUGGAACAUGCCAAUGACCUUCGAGUAGAAGUGCAAAAAGUGUAUGAGUUAAUAGACGCUUUAAGUAAGAAGAUCUUAACCUUAGGCUUGAACCAGGACCCUCCACCACAUCCAAACACUUUGCGGCUGCAGAGGAUGAUCAGAUACUCGGCUACACUUUUUGUGCAGGAAAAGUUGCUUGGUUUGAUGUCACUGCCAACUCAAGAACAGUUUGAGGAACUAAAGAAAAGGAAGGAGGAGAUGGAAAGGAAGAAGAUCCUAGAAAGACAGGCUUCCUUGGAGUCCCAGCGAAGGCUUGAAGAAAGGUGGAGUGACCUGCCAUAUCGUGCCAACGGGGAGGUGGCAUCCCUUCGAAGGGGCCCUGCCCCCUUGAGAAAGGCUGAGGGCUGGCUCCCGUUGUCAGGAGGUCAGGGGCAGAGUGAAGAGUUGGACCCCCUCCUCCAGCAGAUACACAACAUCACAUCAUUUAUCAGGCAGGCCAAGGCCGCAGGCCGGACAGAUGAAGUACGCACCCUACAGGAGAACCUGCGGCAGUUGCAGGAUGAGUAUGACCAGCAGCAGACAGAAAAGGCCAUUGAGCUGUCCCGCAAGCAGGCUGAGGAGGAGGACCUGCAGCGGGAACAGCUGCAGAUGCUGCGUGAACGGGAGUGGGAACGAGAAAGGGAGCAGAUCCAGGCGGCAUCCCUGCACACACGGACCCGGUCUCUGGACUUCCGAGAAAUCAGGCCUUUUCAGCUGGAGCCCAGCACAGAGCCUUGCACCCAUCUUGCUCAUGCUUUGGAUCUGGGCUCUUCCCCAGUUCAGAGCAGUGCAACUCCCAUGAUUUCUUCACCCAGCUCAGCUCUUGAGCCUAUCAGAGUGUGGUCUGGGCCCCCAGUUCUUGACCAGGAAUUCCAUGGCCAGAGCACCAUGUCACAGCAACACGAGGUGCCCUCCCUAAAUCCCUUUGAUGAGGAAGACUUCUCUAGCCCCACAGCAGAGGGCUCUACCAGCCCUCCUGCUGCAGAGCCUGCCUUUGGCCAAUCAUCCCUCAUUCUCAAAGAAUACAAUCCUUUUGAGGAAGAGGAGGAAGUGGUGGCAGUGGCAGGGAAUCCUUUCACUUACUCAGACAGCCCAGCCCCUAACCCUUUCAAUGAGGAAGAUGAGCAUCCUCACCAGAGGCCCUCAAGCCCUCCUGUUCCUGGCAACCCCUUCAAGGAAGCCACCUGUACCAAUCCCUUCGAGAUGGACAGUGACAGUGAGCCGGAGGGUGAGGAGCCCAUAGAGGAGGAACUCCUCCUCCAGCAGAUUGAUAACAUCAAGGCGUACAUCUUUGAUGCCAAGCAGUGUGGUCGCCUGGAUGAGGUGGAGGUGCUGACAGAGAACCUGAGAGAACUGAAGCGUACCCUGGCCAAACAGAAGGGGGGCACUGGCUGAUCACUGGAUAGAUAGGGCACCUUUGGGUCUAGGGGCCUGGCAGGAGCCAGUGGAGCAGGAGCAGGUUGGUGAGAUUGAUGGGAAGGAGGAAGGAUGAGAAGUAAGGUGCACACAGGUUAGGGGAGGAAAUCUGCUGUGCACUUGGAGGUUUUUCCACUACAAUUGAAAACUAAAAUGGGAACUAGAACAGGAAGAAUCAGCAUUCAUUUGCUGUUUUUCCUGUUUUGUUUUGUUUUGUUUUGUUUUGUUUUGUAAAUUGGGUUUUCCCUUUAGAGGGGACUUUAAAUUUUCAGUACUGAGAUAUAACUAAAUGCAUUUCUGUUGGGUCCUGCUGUGCACCUCAUGGGUCCAUUUGUUCCUGCCUAUUCUUUGGUCAUUAUGCAACCUUAUAUAUGGCCCUUCCUUUAGCUAAGACUUACAAGGUGGAUUCCUUUAAACUGAACUCUCCUCUGGUAGGAGUCUGACCCCAUUAGGCUGUGGAUUCCUUUCACUGGAUCUUCCUCUGCCCUGCUGGGUAUAUCCUGCCUGUGCAAUGGAAGGGGGUGGUAUUGCUAGGAAGGUACUACUUUAGACCCAGGAGAGCCCAGCACCUCUUUUUAAGAGAGGGUGAUGGGGAUGAGGUUUCACCAGGGUGUUUUCCUCUCAGUUAAAAUUCUUGUUUGUCUCUUUUAGGAAGUUAAACUCCCAGUACUGAGGUAUCACUGUAGUCUGAUCAUGAGCUUUUUAGAAAAUAGAAGUGGUAAACUUUUUGGUUGAUCAAACUAGUAUUAUUUAGGAGAAGAGUCUCCACCCAAAUGUUGCUCUGUUCUCUCUGACUACUGGAACAAUUGACCCUAGAGAAACCUCCUAGAACUUUGGCAAAAUGACUUGUACCUGGGAUUUUUUUAAGAGGACCCAGUCUGUAAUUUAGGAAUUGGUGAUCAGGAAGCUUUUGUGGAACAUUAUCAGAGAAUAGAAGCUUCCCUAUGUCAGAAGGUAAAUCAAAAUAGUUUCCAAGGCUAGUUGAUUAGCCUUUCCUUUUUGUUCAUCCUGUCCAGACCUGGGGCACUGGUGAGAUAUAUUCUUUCCAAUGUUUAGCAUCACGAAACUGAAACAUUUGAAGAAGCACAACCCAGGACCAUUCUAGUAGCACGGCAGUACUUGAACUCUUCACCAACUAAGGGCAAAAAGGGAAUGUUAAUUUAGUUCUGGUGCUUUGGUUUACAGGAACAUAACCCUUAACUGACAUCUGACAUCAUGAUACCCAAGUGUGCUCAGCUCUGGGUAGAGUUCCUGUAAUUACAAACUUGUUAAUUAAUGGACAAUAACUGACCACUAGUCACUUUAUACCCCUUAACUAACUCUGGGUCAUACUCUCACUGGUUACUGAUGUGAGGGCUAAAAUUCAUUUUGUUACAUUCUGGAAAGACUCCUGUUAAAAUGUUUGAAAAUAUUGUGGUAUAAAAAUAAUCUGUAUUUAUGUUGACACUACAUUUCUUUAGCACCCACUGGAUCUUUGGGUUGAAUGAAAAGGUAGUGUAGCCCUGGCCAGUUUGGCUCAGUAGUUGGAGCGUUGGCCUGCGGACCAGAGAGUCCCGGGGUCGGUUCCCACUAGGGCACGUACUAAAAAAAAAAGAAAGAAAAGGUAGUGUAUAGGGAUGUGGGAAUGGGGAGUUGGUGAAAGGUGUGUGGAAGACCCGUUGCAUUUGGGUUCUGUUCACAAAGGAACGUGAGUGGGUUACUAAUGUCAGCCAGUACCAACCAUGCUGUCAUGGUAGAUUUGGGAAGUUGGCAUUCAGGCAUUUAAAAUGCUGCCUUGUACAGGCAUCAUUUCUCCUUGAGGUCCGUGCCCUUCAUGCUGUACUCCUGGAGGGCUUCAUAGAUGGCUCCUCCCUGCUCAGUCUGUCAUUUCUGUCUGACUGAAGAGGAGGAAGCUCUCUCCACCGAAAAGCAGGUAGUUCCUAAGUGCUGCUAAAUGUUGCUUUUCAUCAUAAUUAUUUUUCUUAUGAGAAUAUAUCUUUUAAUUAGCUGUUGGUUUCAGUUAAAACUAGUUUACUAAACAUACCCUUUCCUUGAAAUCAACCAUAGGUAGCAAUCUGUAAGUAACUAAGAGCAUUGCACAUAAACAUUUUUUAAAACUAAAAAAAAAAGACAAUAUUCUAAACCGAACUAAGGCACUGGGAUGUGAUUGAAUUCUUCCAUGACUGCACUCUUCCAUGUAUCCUUUCAUUUAAUUCUUCUGUGGCUAUAUUCUCCUAUAAUCAUAGACGUGAUAGGAAUUAGAAUUCUAUCCCUCAGCAGUACCAUUUCCCAGAAUUCACAUAGGUACACAGUUGGAUUUAUAGAGGUAGAUUAAUAUCAGGAAAAAGAUGGCCUUUGAAUUGCAACUAUAACUUCAAGUUCUUGACUCGUGAAUAUUUCACCCUUCCUGCAGUCCUUCAAGAUAAAUGGUACCCUCCAUCAAAAAAUGAGCAAGUUCUUGAUAUAGCAUUGGCAGAUCGCCCUAGAAACAGAUCAUAUAUGGAAAAGACUUUGGCUUUUCCUUUUUAUGCCUUGUUUGUAUUUUUACCUGUCUAAUACACUAAGGACACCUACUCAGUGUAUUUGCAGCUCAAUGUGUUUUUGCUGUUCAGAUACUAAAAUGUACCUGAGUCAUCAUGAGCCAUGUGGUAGGUUGGACAUUCAUAUGGUUAGCUUGGGUCUCAAAGUGAGGAAGUGGUCUCUUUACCAGGUUACAGUCUGUGGUAGCAGAUUAUGCUGGUCAUCUGACAAUGAUGGAGACAUUGAUUUGCAUGCAUUGGGGCCUGGUAUUGAAACCUUUUUAAAAAAAUAAUAAAAUAACAGAUAU
This is a messenger RNA of Molossus molossus (Pallas's mastiff bat), 5457 nucleotides long. RefSeq names its product rabenosyn, RAB effector (gene RBSN). The transcript has 12 exons. Gene Ontology annotation, molecular function: metal ion binding. NCBI's taxonomy places the organism in Eukaryota, Metazoa, Chordata, Mammalia, Chiroptera, Molossidae. Bases 282 to 2630 code for a protein of 782 amino acids. The record is from RefSeq and is a predicted model, not a curated record.